GUUCAUACGCAGAACUUCGUUCACCGAUCAAACUCGCUUGCUCGCCUCACUUUUUUUGUGGCUGCUUAUUCUCAGAACUUCUCUCCAAUAAGAUGGAGAGUGACACCCGAAGCCCUGCAGGGCGAUCUCUUACUUUGGAAUCAUUGGAUUAUUCCAGGUAAGUGGCAAAAAAAAAGACACGCUAAUUUUAGGGCUACUUUGGACAUGUACUAAAUGAGAAAGUGUACGACUUCGGUGCUGCAGCAGACCAUAAUGCCGAGCUCUUUUGGGGGAAGAAUAACGAUAUUGACGAGCAAGCAUAUGACUUCGGUGCUGCCGCAGAUUAUAAUACCGAUCUUUUGAAGAGAAAGAAUAACGAAACUAGUGAGCUAGCGUUACCAGAGUCCUUAGACACUACGCUUCUGAGCACUUCAUAUGCUGCUACACUUGUACCAGAGCCUCAGGCUUAUAUGCGGGUCAGCUUCGACUCAGGCGAAUGGAAGAUUUUUCCGGCAGAACCAAAUGUCGAGGUAUCGAUGGCUGGCUUCAUAGAUGCUGGUGAUCUAAGUGAACAAUUUCCCCCAACCCCAUUGGUCAAUGAUGAAAGAAUUCCCGGCCAGAUAGCCACUGCACCGUCAUCUUCACCAAGUCCCCGAGAAUUACCAGGAGAAACUCAUGGAUCUCACGACGUUGCUCUAAGAGGGCAAAAGGGCAGACUGAGUUGCGACUACCCAGGGUGCAAAAAGACUUUUCCGCGCAAAUAUGAACUCAAGCGACAUACCAAGAAUAUCCACACCCAAAACUUCCAGGUAGUCUGUCCUGUUUACGGCUGUCAUCGAACUACGAAGCCGUUUAAAAGAGCAGACAAGUUCAUGGAACACUUCCGAAAACAUGAUAAUUCGCGAAGUUAUCGGUGCCUAAUCGAGAAUUGCCAGUCUGCCCCCUUUGAAAUCCCAGGCUUGAAUGAUCAUCUGACCAAGGGACACCACAUGGACUACGACACCCAGCCAAAUCUUGACUUCAUACAUUAUGCAGUCUUUGGAAGUCGCUCCGUUCCAUUUUGGCUCUAUCGCCUGCGUUUGAGAGGUCGUGAUACCUGCCCAUUGGCACCAAAUGGCUGUACUUGGCGAGUCACAGCUGAUGAUCAAGAGGACAUCCACAAAUACAAGAUGCAAACACACUUUCUUACUCAUGAGCUUUCUGAUCGCCGACAAGAGAUAGAACAUCUAAGAAACCUCUUUAAAGACGCUGGCAAUCGAUAUCUGGACGAUGGAACAAAGAAUUGCAUGUUAUGUUCGUUCCAGGCCAGCGGCUACUUCCACCGAGAGGUUCUUUUCGAACACAUGGUGAAAGAUCACUCUCAAGAAGAACGUGGUUCAGUUCUUGGAGAAACUCGCCAGAUCAUUGUCAAUUUCAUAUAUCUGUGGUAUCACUAUCCCAGCCUGAAACAUUUGAAUGUCAUAGUACUUGCAAAGGAGUGCAGAAGAGCUGGCCUUGGAUUUCUGAUGUGGCAACAACGCCUUCUCGGUGGUCUCAAGGACAAUUGAUUCUCAGCCUGUAAUUAAUUGACGUGUCAUACUCGCAACCAGUAUCCAUCUUAUGCGCGACGGCUGUUUUCUCAUGGAAAUUUUUCUUGGUUUCGGAAUUGCGGAGCUAUUCUGGUGCUUCAAGAGUGCCCCGCUGGUCUCUUAAUUUUUCCUAGUUUGAUCUUCUCUACUAUUCAAUGACCUUUGUAGUGAUUUACCUACAUGACAUAUCACACUUUCCUAUGUAUCCAGUUUGAUUUGUUAUUUCGGUUGUUGGAUCUACUUUUCUUCGUUCCAUAGCAACGAAAGACCAAAAAAAUAUGUAUCCACUUUGUUUACUUAUUUCGUUGGACGAAUCUAUUUUUCUGCGUCUCAUAGCAACAAAAGACAAAAAAAAGGGAGGGGUUUCACAAAUUCUUGAUUUUCUGAUUUAUCUUUGGACAUGCACUCAAUGUUAGCUUGAUAAUACUACAUCGUUCAUUAUUCAAACAUU
This is a messenger RNA of Botrytis deweyae, 1998 nucleotides long. RefSeq lists its product as uncharacterized. Bases 450 to 1526 code for a protein of 358 amino acids. The record is from RefSeq and is a predicted model, not a curated record. The transcript has 3 exons. Gene Ontology annotation, cellular component: nucleus. NCBI's taxonomy places the organism in Eukaryota, Fungi, Ascomycota, Leotiomycetes, Helotiales, Sclerotiniaceae. Gene Ontology annotation, biological process: regulation of transcription by RNA polymerase II.